This is a messenger RNA of Owenia fusiformis, 435 nucleotides long. Lineage: Eukaryota; Metazoa; Annelida; Polychaeta; Sabellida; Oweniidae. The record is from the annotation of a GenBank genome assembly.
GAAAAAUAUACGUCAAGUGUCGAUGUGUUUUCCCUUGGCCUGAUCUAUAGUGGAAUACUAGAUUCUGAAAAGAACAAGGGCUUGAUUCUUCCUUUACCAGCUGUCAGUCCUACAAUGACAACGUUGCCGAUAGGGGCGCUUCUAGCUCAACCUGGAUCCAAUGUAAAGAUAGCACCAAUAGCAGAUCGUGAUCCUCAAAUUGUCAAAGAUGUUAAACGACUUAUACAUACAAUGGUCGGAGCUACUGCCCAAUAUAGAAUUUCUUCUAGUGAAGUGAAGAAAGAAAUGGAUCGGAUGUUUGCCUCGGUGGAAAAGGGCAUUCCGGCGGAAGGACAACCAAAGGCCCGGCGACGACGCGCACCGCAACCACAACCACAACCAAGGACACAGGAUGCGCCCGAGGUGUCCGAUUCCGAGAAUGCCAUGCAUGAGGGG